Zophobas morio is the source of this 1366-nucleotide messenger RNA. Its product is annotated as sterol O-acyltransferase 1-like. Bases 58 to 1317 code for a protein of 419 amino acids. Gene Ontology annotation, cellular component: endoplasmic reticulum membrane. NCBI's taxonomy places the organism in Eukaryota, Metazoa, Arthropoda, Insecta, Coleoptera, Tenebrionidae. Gene Ontology annotation, biological process: cholesterol metabolic process. The transcript has 4 exons. The record is from RefSeq and is a predicted model, not a curated record.
CACGUACCGAGAACGAAAAAAUCGCAAACACUUCCAAAUUUGAAAAUUUUCACUAAAAUGGAAAAGAAAUUUGUAAUUCGGAAUUCCCUUCUGACCGAUAUCUUCGAACAUCCUCAUACACGAAAUAUUUACAACAUGUGCGCCAUCCUCUUCGUGGGUCUUUCUUUCCACAACCUAGGAAUAGAAUACUUGACAACUGGAAGAGUCACUUUCGGCUUUGAAGUAAUAAAAACAAGCUUCGUCCACCUGGAUAAAGCCAUCUUCGUUUGGUCGUGUUGCUUUGCGUCAGCUUGUGCAUUGUUCUUCAUUUUUAAAUUGUGGUUAAGUCUUAGAACGUGUGCAGGAGGUUUGACUACAGUUUUCGAUUGGUUAGGAUUAGUCUGUUUAGCUUUGUACUAUUUUUACAGCUUGAAAUUAGUCACUGGUGCAAUACGCUACUUCAACUUCAAUAUCUCUUGCAUGCUUUUGUUAACUCUCGAACAGCCUGGGUUAUUAAUGAAAGUUCAUGCGUUCGUGCGAAGUAAAGCUUCGGAAGAACUUCCUCGUCUGUCUUUUUCUAAGUAUCUAUACUUCCUCUUCGCUCCUACUCUCAUCUACAGAGACGCCUACCCUCGAACCAAGACCAUCAACUGGAAGUUUGUCGCUCAGUGUCUGUUGGAAGUCGUCGCUGUUUUUUUCGUAUUUCCGUUCUCUGCUGUCAACUGUUUCCCAUCUUCAGAAAGAUGGGCACAAAAAUUUACCGUAAACGAGGUGUUACUCCUGAUCGUAGAGAAAAUAGUAUAUGCAGCGAUAAUACUAGUGUGUCCAUUCUUCAUGGGGUUCCACUCGUUUCAUAAUUUCGUUGCCGAGAUUCUUCAGUUCGGAGACCGUUUGUUCUAUUUAGAUUGGUGGAACGAACACACCAUUAACGGAUGGUUGUUGAAAUAUGACAAGUUGGUGCAGGACUGGUUGUAUUACUACGUUUACCGAGAUUUCAGGAAACAUAUUUGCGACAAAGUUUUACUAGCAAAAUUGACGGUGUUCUUGUUGUCUUUUUGUGUACAUGAAUGGAUUAUAUUUUGUUGCACUGGUGGACUUGUUCCGAUAAUGUUUUGUUUUUUUGUCGUUGCAGGACUUCCUCUGACAUUCUUUGAGAUUCCUAAAAACAUGCUUUCUGUAAUUGUUUUCUGGUGUGUAACUCUCCUGUUGAUUGGUAUCGCGUGGGUAUUGUAUACCCUGGAAUGGUACGCUCGUUGGAAAAGCCCUUUGGAAGAUCCAACGCUUUGGGAAUUACUUGUUCCUAGAUUUUUAACGUGUGACUGUGUAUUAAAAAUCUAGGUACUUGUUUGGGAAUCGAAGGAAUUGUACUUCCGGUACUUCCAUUGUA